Messenger RNA from Cylindrotheca closterium, 1827 nucleotides. The record is from the annotation of a GenBank genome assembly. Lineage: Eukaryota; Bacillariophyta; Bacillariophyceae; Bacillariales; Bacillariaceae.
AUGGUAGUAUCAAGACUCGCCGGUAUCACGGUUAAGAAAAAGCCAGCCGAAUCAGAUGAGAGUAGCGGAGAGUACGAAAGUGAAAGCAGUGGUGAAUAUGAAACCUCUAGUGGAGAAGAGGAGGAAUCUGGUGAGGAGGAGGAAUCGAGUGAUGAAUACGAAUCGGGCGAAGAAGAGUCCAGUGAAGAGGAAGAUGCUCCGCCGCCUAAACGUGCAGGUGCAGGAGCAGCGAAAGCUGCAGGAGGUGCUGCAGCUGCGAAAAAGCAAGAGAAAAUCCCAGACGACGAAGAGUCAAGCGGAGAGGAAGAGUCUUCUGAAGGCGAAGAAGAGUCCAGUGACGAGGAAGAUAGCGGUGAUGAAAAGACCAAAGAAAGUGAGUUUGGUUUUGGAAAGGGUAUGGCGGAAAACGUUCCUGAGGAUGAAGACGGUGGUAAAAAGAAGAAGAAAGAAAAGAAACCAAAGAAAGAGAAGACUCCUAGAGAACCAAUGGAUGCAGACAAGAAGAAAAAACUAAUGAUUGGACUUGGAGUAUGCUGCUGUAUCCUUGUUAUUGUCGGUAUCACUCUGGGUUUGGUGUUUGGACUGAAGAAAGAUGAUGAACCAGCAGCUACCGCAGCGACUCCAACACCCCCUCCAAGUUUGUCCGUCGCACCAAGUUUGGCGCCAUCGGCAUUUCCUGACUUUGCGCCCAUUAAUUUUCCCGCGGUUGGCGAUACCUAUAUUGAAACCGGCCUUACAAAUGCUGCUGCGGCUUCUGGUGGCGAUGAGUUGUUGGUGGGUGGACCCAAUAAUGCUGUUGCAGUCAUGCAAUUCACAGUCGAUACUUCUGCGAUUCCAGAAAAUGCUCGCGAGGUGGAUGUUUACACUCUUUCCAUUGGUCACAUUGGAGUGAUUGAUGAUACACAGACGACUACUAUUACUAUCAACGCCAUUGACAACCCUGGUGAUCUAAGCACUUUGGUUGCCACAACUUACAAUCCUACCGGCACAACUCUCAUGGGAACUGAUACAGUGGACAAAACCAAGGAUCGGAUCUCUGUUGACGUCACUAGUUUGCUAGCUGAUACUGCAACAAUCCGAAAACUUCGCUCGGGAAGAAGACUCAACACAAAAACAAUCUAUAUUGAAUUGAGAGGAACCUCAACGGUAGCAGAGAAGUUUGUCAGUCUAGACUUUGAGAGUGGCAGAUAUUCUCCCCAGAUUGUUCACACAUUUGCCGCUACACCGGUACCGGGUGGGACCCCGGGUGGGACCCCCACCCUUUCUAGUGCGCCCUCGGCUAGUACCAAGCCUUCCACCCCUACAGGAACUGUCAGUAUGGCUCCUUCUCUGUCGCCAUCGCUCUCCAAGAAGCCUUCUGCAUCCCUGCAGCCGUCGAAGGGCCCAUCCAAUAGUGCCCAACCUUCGCGCAGUAAUGUUCCAAGUCUCGCACCAAGCCGUAUGCCGUCGGUCAAGCCAAGUGCAAGUAUGAAUCCAAGUCAAAGUCCAAGUUCAAAAGGGACUGUCAGUGUGAUGCCAAGCAUCUCACCAAGCAGGAUGCCAAGUAUCUCGCCAAGCAAUAACCCAUCUGGUUCCUAUAGCCCAAGUAGCAAUCCAUCUGGAUCCAACGAGCCUUCCGCGUCCAAGGCUCCCAGUAACCAACCAAGCAUCCGUCCUUCGCUAUCAAAGAUGCCCAGUAUUGCUCCCAGUAGCAACCCAUCUGCAUCCAACAAGCCUUCUGCGUCGAAACAACCUUCCCAGAAUCCAAGUGGGAGUGCGGCUCCAUCCCGUUCGAUGAAUCCAUCGAGUAAUCCAAGUUUAAGUUCGAACCCCACCGCAAAGGCAUAG